GAGUCUGUAAUAAAUUGAUCUAGUAGUUGGGUUUCCCGUAGAGUUUGAGUGCAUUUGGAGGUUAGUUACCGGAAUUUUGACCUUUAUUCUUCAUAUAUCCGCGUUACUUACUGAAUAAACAAGAGUCCAUUGCAUGUGAUAUACUGGUUAACGUCUUUCAAUACAUUCUUGGAAUUUUCAUGUACAUAACUAUGGUAGAAGAUAAACCUAUUUCUUAUCAGGAGAGCGCCACAGAAUACAAUACACUAGCCAGUAGUAAAAUGGAUCCAAUAUACUCUGGUGAACAUUGCGAAGCUUCUUCUGAAUACGUCACUGCAAUUUACUCGUACAUGCCCCAACAUUCAGACGAAAUAAAUCUACGAACGGGUCAAAAAAUUAAGAUUUUGUCCAAAGACUGUCGACAUUCUGGAGCUGAAGGAUGGUGGGUUGGCCAAGAACCAAAAACAGGUUAUGUUGGUGUGUUUCCUAGUGGAUAUGUUUUAAACGCAGAUGACAUUGCAAACAGUGAAUCUUCAGGAGCGAAUGAAAUGAAAGCUAAUUCUUUUGAACCAAAUAAAUGGAAUGAUGUCACAUUUGGGAUAGGUAACAAUACGGACAAAACUAUAACUGUAAAAACAAAGGAAGAGAUAUCUCUCGACAAAAAGUUACCCGACAGUGACGUAAUCCUUAGACACGGUCAUGUUAGAACAAUUCCUGCUACUGAGUUAGUGCAACAACAGUUUAUUGGCUCAGGAGCAUUUGGAAAAGUUUAUCGAGGUCUUUGGCGUGAACAGGAUAUUGCGCUAAAAGUAUUUGAUCUAGCUACAAAUCAGGUAGACAAUGAAGCCUUGCAUUUGUGUAGAUUAUCUCAUCGGAACAUUGUGAGAUUUUAUGGGAUCUGCAGGUUAGACAGCUCUAAUUUCCCAGCACUUGUAAUGGAAUAUGCUUAUGGUGGUUCUCUGAACAUGGUUCUCAAUCAACGACCUUUAUUAGGUCCCCUUGUUCUACUUGAUUGGGCAUUACAGAUCGCUAGUGGAAUGGCAUAUUUACAUACAGAUGCCAGAAUUUGUCAUCGAGAUUUAAAAUCAUCUAACAUUCUUAUCAGAGAAGCUAUUCAAAAACCAUUUUCUCUAAGUGAACUUCAAAGGUGUACCCUAUUGAUAACUGAUUUCGGAAUGGCUUGUCGUUCUAGUCAACUAGCACCACAACAGUCUAAACUAGGCACUGUUGCAUAUGCAGCUCCAGAAGUUUGUCGUCAAGAGGGAUUUUCUUUUAAAUCGGAUAUUUGGUCAUAUGGUGUUGUGUUAUGGGAGUUGCUUACAUUAGAUAUACCAUUUCGCGCAAUGGAGCAACCUAGAUUAUUGUUUAUUAUUGCAAUGUAUAAUUAUACUCUGUACAUACCACCAGGCGUUCCAGAUCUCUUUGUCCAAUUACUUAAAGAUUGCUGGUCACCUACUCCUGUUAGUAGACCUAAAUUUGAAAAUAUUAUGGCUCGACUUAAAUCAUGCAAAGAUUGCAGUUUUGUAGAUUUAGAACCUAGUGAAUUAGCUCAAAUUCAACAGGAUUGGCGUGAACUUAUAGCAGUUCACUAUAAAGAAGAACAACAAACCGUAGCUGAAGCACUAUCAUCAUCGUUCAAAAGUGGAAGUUUAGAUUUUUCAACAGAACUUUUAACACAGCUGGAAAUGUUACGUGAUUAUCGCGAAUCACUGGAUAGGGUCAGAGCAGAUCUAGUAGAAAAAGCUCAUCAACUUCAUAUAAAAGAGGAAUUGUAUAAUCGAGUGGCUGACACAAUGGGUCAACAUUUUAUGUUUUUGGCUGUACUGGCUGCUAAUCAUUUUAAAGAUCCUACUCAUAAAAUUCAAACUGCUCAACCCAAACCUCCUCCACCUAGAAAACGUCCGUUUGUUCGUAGUAUUUUUAAGCGAUGGGGAACUAAUGGUAAUCCAUGUUCUACACAUAAUGACUACGUUAAUUCAGCUACUUCGUCCACUAAUAAUUUCCAAGUAAAGGAUCUUAAACGGUCAAAUAAUUCUUCAGAUUUGAAUAAUUCUUUUUGUGAUGAAACUCAAUCGAUUUCACGUGACACAUCCAGUCGAGUUGGUUGUAGUCAAGGUGGAAUACCUUUAAUUUCACCUCCCACAGAUAUGAAACAUGUGGUUCAUGUGGACUCAGAUUGGUUUACUGGUCAAGGAUUAUGCGAGUCAACGAUGCGGUUAUUUCCUUCUGCUAAAAUCACAAGCUCUUCACUGGGUUCAAAUACUGACAAAUAUCGUAAUAUGUCACCAGGUCAUUGUUACAGUCCUCAACUAAGAACGUUUGUGAGCACUAAGUCGGAUAGUAAUAUGACAGAUAAAUCUAAUCCGAAGUCACCACGUAUUUAUUCUAGUGGAAAUAAUAUUACAGAUCUUCGAUCACGUGAACAACGUUUUGUUGAUGUCCAAACAAACUCACAAAGAAAUUUGAAUCGGUUGCCUAGGAAACAAAAUUUUAUUCGGAAAUUUGAAAGUAAAAACAAUUUAGAUUUCCUACAAAAGUCAAGUAAUCACUCAGUUGGGUUUAGUAAUUUUUUCACGCCGAUUAACUCCUGUUGCUAUGAUACGAAUAAUGACUUACAUCGUAGUGAACAUUCUCAGAGUGGAUAUCAUCACUGUAGACCCAUAAAACCCAUCAUAGGAAUUGAUAAUCGUAUGCGUAAUAAUAAUAGUCCACCGUUUUUUGAAAGACGCCGUUCAGCUUCUGGACCGGUUACCUUUUUUACUCGGUAUCCUAAAAUCAACGAUCAGCUCAAGCGUAAUCCUGAUGAAAGUUUACUCGAAGGGAAACUUAACGAAUUACUUUGUAUUAUUUGUGACCCUUCUAUGCCGUUACUAACAUCUGGUUGUACUCAACAUUAUUAUGGAAGAUCUCUGUCUACUACAACACCCCCUACUGCUUGUUUUAGCUCAGAUAUUACUGAAAGCUCUUAUUUCUUGAACCCCAUUGGAAAUUCAACUGUUGAAAAUGUGUUGUUGUCAGCAUUUCGUCUUCUAGCUUCCUUUUGUUUUUGGGGUGUUGAACCUGAUAUUGAUGACGGGAAAGCGAAUUCGUUAAUUCCUCUCUAUUCUACACCACGUUCGUCCCAUAAUUUUGGAAAGAUUUAUCCUGUUUCAUAUUAUACCUCACAAUCGAGUCAGAGUUAUAGUAGACAGAAGAAUUCAGUGAGAAAUGCUGCCAACUCAUCACUAUUAUUCGGACACAGCGAAUCUGAUUUUCAGCAUGUUUUCUCAGGUAAUUCAAUCUGUCCUAUUGAAAAGCGCAAGUAUAAAUUUUCAAUUCAAAACACACGACGUAUACAGAGCGCUGAUCGUCGUCGUAAUUAUAAAUAUAAUACUUCUUUAAAAUGUCCUGUUUGUGUAAAUAUGGGCCUUGACUUUAUCCAUCCAUGUGAAAAGUUUCCAGAUCAUCAAGUUGAAUUCGGGGACCCACAUUCACCAUUUCUCGGUAUGCUGGCAGGAAGUGGAAGACGACCUAAUCCAUCUCCAAAUAUGAAGGAAAUAAAUCAUCCCAAUUUUCAAAUCAUCCCAUCAAAUGAAAUGAUUUCAAGUGAUAAGCGAGAAAACUAUUUCACUUUUCAACAUGAUAAUUUUUUGAAAGAUAUCAAUCAAAAAAUAGGUGGGCAACAACAGUGUAAGCAAAACAAGCGCAGUGAUAAUAGCAACAAUAAUUCCCAGCAAUAUACUCAUUGUAGUUUAUGUAAUAAUAAUCAAAUGGAAAUAGUUGAGAAAAAUGAAUCCACAGGUAACUUAAAUAAUGCAUUUUACUGUCCUCAUCUUUCUGUUUGCAUUGACUAUUGUCAAAAUAACACACGAAAUAAUGACAUAGAUGUAGCCACUAUUAAGACAACAUUGCCAUACAUACCAUCUUCACAUUUAGCACAAAGGUGGUCAUUUGAGCAUAGUAAAGAGUUACAUAAAGAUAUAUGCUCUUCAUUCUGUUCGUUUUUAUCGUGCCGAAAAUUGUCAAUUGAUUGUCAGUCGAGUAUGAUUUCGGAUUGUUUAAGGUCAGUAGAUAAACAUUCAGUAUCUGAGUCUUCUGGUCAUUCAAUCGAAAGAAAUUCUACUAAUCAGUUUUCUCAUUCUCUCGUAUCAAUGAAUCCUGUUGGUAUGUCACGUGAUGCGUACUUAAAGGUGAGCUUUUUUGUAGACUAUUUAUCGUUUAUACAACAUUUGGCUCUGGGUUUUCAAGUCAUUUUUAUGAUUAUAAAAUCAAACACUGUCAAAUAGUGGUAACAUAUAAUGUUUAUGAAUUAAUUCCUUAUUUCUUUUGAGAAAUUUGGACUAAUAGAUAAUUUCUUGUAAAAUGAACAGUUCCUUUUUUGGGUUCUAUUUAUUUAGGAUUUUCAUUGUGUAAGAAUAUCGUGUCAGUGUAGUUGAGUAUUUAAAUGUUUUCAUUUUAGCAUUUGAAAUCAAUCGCGUUAGGAUUCAUCCGUCUUAACAUAUUUCGGUUCUCAUUUGUGUGGAAGAUACUUUCUAAUUUAGGCAUAAGAUAAACUAAGAAGUUGACGCACCAAUCUACAAGUAACUUCCCCUACAGAAUCAGUCCGAGUUAUUGUUGUUUUUUUCUCGUCAUCAAUGAGUAGUUGUACAGAAUUAGUGAUACCCAAACUCGUGAUAUUUUAGGAACAAAGGAGAUCCAGCAAAGUUUGUUAGUAUGAUGCUUUCUAGUUUGGAAUAUUCAUUUGACUGUUGUCUGUAAAAGCGUGUAAAGAAAUGGCCCAAUAUAAUAGUCAACGUUUUUUCAGUAGUUAUCUUUGUUCAUUUACAUAAACUUCAUUGCAGGCAACACAAGACGGCUUUCUUAAUCGGACCAUUUAUGAGCCAUCUGAAGAUCCUGAAUUUUGUUAUUCCCCCUAUUCAAAUCAGACAUCUCAAUCUAAUUCUCUCCAACGUUCCAGCGAUAAUCAAUCUUUUUCUAAUUCUGGUGUUUAUCCAAAUAUUCAUGCAUUGUUCAUUGAGAACGACUCAAAAUCUGAAUCUGGAUCAGAGUUUGAAAGUUAUGAUGAUGCAAAUGAAUUAGAUUAUCCCAAUUUUAUUUUACAUUCCUCUUCUUCACCUCCAAAACACUCUCAACAACCCCAAAACUUUUAUUCACCUUCAAAAAUACAUUUAAAUGAUUCAGAUAAGCCCCCAGAAAAUAAUGACUACUCCCACAAUCUUAAUGUAAAUAUUGAUACCUGUCGAGAAGAUUAUGAUCGUGUAACUCUUGUGCCAGUUGAAUCCGGGGAACUAAGUAACGUAAUUCAACCAUAUUCAGAUAAUGAGGGAAAAGGAGAGCCUUUAGCCGAAUACUACAAUGAUAAUUCGACUACCAAAAUGACUGUAAAAAGGGUUCUUCAUAGAAGUCAAGCAAUUCGUGAGCGACAUAGACCUACGUUUUUGACCCUUUUCCGAAACCGAUCACUUCCUAGCUGUGUAGACAGUGAUUGCUCGUGUUUGGAAUCCUGUUCAUUCCUCCUUUAUCCUUCAGAUAAUGGUGUCGAUGAAGUCUCUGAUUUUCCUCACAAGGCGAAAAGUUCCAAGAGUCCUUCUGGUCCAUUUGUUUCUCUACAUUCUACAUUCAUUUAAUCUCUUUCUAUUUUGCCAUGUUGAUUUAUUUUCCAAUUCUGUCAAUGAGUAACGUAUUUUCUCUGUGAUUACUAUCUGUUCUAUUUUCACUAUUUAGGUUGGACGCAUUUAUUAUUAUUUUUAGGUAAUUUUUGAUGGUCAAUCUUACAUAAAUCUUUUUAACACCUUGUCUAGCACACAGUAUCUGUAUUUUUUUUCAGAUAUAUUUUAUUUAAUGCAUCUGUGUCUCUCUUACUUCACAUUUAUUGUGUUUCAAAAUUACAUUUGUAAUCUAUUUUGAAAAUAGUUAUUUGUUCUGAAAGCCUUGCAUGUUACAUGUGUUAUGUUUUCUGUAUUCAAAAUUUGUAUAAUAUAUUACCUUUUUAAUGACUACAAUGAAUUUGCUUCAGAGUCUUUCGAUGUGUCGUUCUACUACCGCAACAACUAUUAUUUUUUAUUUUAAUUGUGUAAUUUGGCCUGCUUUUCAUUUUUCAAUUCUAUUCUUGUAUAUCUUUCCUAAGUACUGGACGGACUAGUUUAACUUAAGAAAGGAAUUUCUAGAGAUGAAUAUCUAUAUAUAAACCGUCACAAACAAUCUUAUAUUUGCUAUUAGGUCAAGGAAAUUUUGUCUUUUUAGACUCUGUAAAUUUUUUGAUCUCAUUUUUUCUCUUAUACUAAAGUAAUAAUAUGAUAUAUUCUGAAUAAAUACUUGUACUAUG
This is a messenger RNA of Schistosoma bovis, 6283 nucleotides long. NCBI's taxonomy places the organism in Eukaryota, Metazoa, Platyhelminthes, Trematoda, Strigeidida, Schistosomatidae. The record is from the annotation of a GenBank genome assembly.